Molecule: messenger RNA, 729 nt
Organism: Carcharodon carcharias (great white shark)
Lineage: Eukaryota; Metazoa; Chordata; Chondrichthyes; Lamniformes; Lamnidae
Product: sialic acid-binding Ig-like lectin 13
Exons: 4
Coding region: 1-729 (242 amino acids)
Source: RefSeq, a predicted model, not a curated record
AUGAUCGGGAAAUCUUACUUCCUCCUGUCCCUUCUCCAAGUUGGACUGUCACAAGAGUGGAAAGGUGACACUCCACGAGAGGUGACAGCGCAGGAAGGUUCGUGUGUACAGAUUCCAUGUCAUUACAGUUAUCCAUCGUGUCUGGAAAACCAACUGCGAGGUGGAGUCUGGUUUAAUAAUGAGAAACAGAUUCCCUGGGCUCCCAUUGCCUUUCACUCCAAGGAUCACAGUCACGAGUUACCACGGUUCCACCAUCGGACCCAGCUGUCUGGAGACCUGAAAGAUGGCGACUGUUCCCUGAUUAUAAACAACAUCAGACGGGAAGAUGCAGGACCUUAUUUUUUCAGAAUAGAAUUUGACAAUGGUCCGAGCCAUAACUAUUACCCUGUAACCCAGCUUCAUGUUUCUGAUUUCACAGAUAAACCCACGAUAUUCCCUGCUGAAAUUAUUGCAGGAAAGCGUGUGGAUGUAAGCUGCACCUUCAACACAACGUGCAAUGGAACAGCAGCACCUGUCUUAACCUGGGACACUCCCACUGACGUACCUGCAUCAGUCUCAACUUCUGUUCUGACCCUGAUCCCAUCACUCAAACACCACGGACACACUCUCAGCUGCAGAGUGAGAUAUCCAUCUGUUUCAUCGGAGCGGACCCUCGUACUAACUGUGCAACAGAAGUACAGACAUCCUUCAUUCUACAUUAGCGACAGUCCAGUACUCCCCCGGUACUGA